Chelmon rostratus (copperband butterflyfish) is the source of this 1674-nucleotide messenger RNA. Its product is annotated as rhotekin-like. The record is from RefSeq and is a predicted model, not a curated record. The transcript has 13 exons. Gene Ontology annotation, biological process: signal transduction; septin ring organization; mitotic cytokinesis. Lineage: Eukaryota; Metazoa; Chordata; Actinopteri; Chaetodontiformes; Chaetodontidae. The coding region runs from base 1 to 1374 and encodes 457 amino acids. Gene Ontology annotation, cellular component: actomyosin contractile ring.
AUGAAUGAUAACACCCAGGACGAAGAGGUGCUGAAGCAAAUUGAGAGGGAGGUGCGAAUGCAGGAGGGGGCCAGUAAGCUGCUGGCAGCCUGUUCCAGGAGAGAGCAGGCCCUGGAGGCCUCCAAGAGCCUGCUCACCUGCAACGCCAGAAUUCUGGCCUUGCUCAGCCAACUACAGGGGAUGAGGAAAGCUCAGAUUCUGCAGAGAGCGGGACGCAGGCCAUCUGAAGACAAAGUGCCGUGUUUGGGAAAAGUAGCCCUUUCAGACCUGCGAAUCCCACUGAUGUGGAAAGACUCAGAGUACUUCAAGAACAAAGGAGAGCUUCAUCGCUACGCUGUAUUCUGCCUGCUUCAGUGCGGCACAGAGAUCCACAACACUGAUCUGGUGAUGGUAGACAGGACUUUAACUGACAUCUGUUUUGAAGACUCUCUCAUAUUCAACGAGGUGGGCCCGGGGUUCCAGCUUCGUGUUGAGCUGUACAGCAGUUGUGUGGUGGAGGAUUUCUCCUCGGGGGCUCUAGGACCCAGGAGAGUGAGCUGUCUGGGUGGCUCUCUGGGAUGCUCCUCCGGGAAAAGGAUCCGUGCUGCGUUUGAGUCUGCAGCGUUUUGUGGAUCCAUUUCCAGCGGAGGAGGUUUCGGACCUGUGCGAAGUGCGUCACCGCCUUUAUCCCCUUACCUGUCUACACUGAGGCCUAAGUUUAACCUGCUGGCUCACACAACACUGAGACUCGAACACGUCCAGGAAGGUUUCAAAACUCAUGAUUUGUCUGUAGCAGCAACAGAGGACAGUCCAUUCUGGUUGCCUCUGUAUGGCAACAUGUGCUGCCGCCUGGUUGCUCAGCCUCUGUGCAUGAUUCAGCCAGUCAUAAGUGGCCAGCUCAAGGUUAAGCUUGGAGAGGACCUUAAUUGCUGGAAAAAUGUCUAUGGGACCCUCAGGGGACAAAGUCUUCUCUGCUAUCAGAGUCCAGAUAACCUGGAGUCUGAGGACAAGCCAUUACUUGUAAUCCCCAUCAAAAAGGAUACCCUCGUCUGUGUGUCAGACGGAGGUCCUGUCCAUUGCAAGAGUAUAUACGUCAGCACGCAGCACCAAGGCGAGGACGUGACCUACAUGCUGACCACGCCUGCACCUGAAGACACGCAGUGCUGGACCGAGACCCUCUGGCAACAAGUCUACAACAUGAGCCAGUGGAAGCAGUGCUGCAAUCACCUCAUGAAGAUUGAAAAGCUGAACUCCAGGAAACUCAUGACAGGGAAGCAGGGAUCGCUAUACCAUGAAAUAGUGACACCCUCCUCCCCCGGAGAGGGGCUCGUCGCUCCGGAUUUAUCUGCUGAAAUCCGCACUUUGCUCUCCUCCUACUACAAGGAAAGCUAUUGAUGACAGUCGCACUAAAGGGGUGCAGACCUGCUUGUGGUCACUGCGCCUGGUCAAGGAAACGGACACGGACGUGAAAUAUUUCCAGAUCUUCAGAGGACGCAUCCUUCUACCUCUCCUCCGUGAAUCCUAACGUCCCAACAAGCAAUAUUAGUUAAAAAAAGGUAGCGAACAGAGAGUGGGAGCCUGAAAACUAAACUUUUAAAUGCAAAAAAAAUCUCACUGUACCAAGGUCAUUUAAUUCAGGGACAAGCACUAAGCAGCAUAAAUAUUUGAUGUUGUCUGAUGCUCCUAAAGGUUUGC